AGUCUUUCUAGUCUUCAUUUUCCCUUCUUCUUCUUCUUCUUCUUCUUUUUCUGUCUACUUUUAUUAUCUAUCUUUAUACGUCGUCGUUUAAAUAGACUUCGUUUUACAGCUAUUUUCGGUGUUGCUAAAUCGAUCGGUUUGUUUUUGGAACAUAUAUAGCUAUAGCAAAUAAUUGAUAUUCCAAAGUCAAGUCUUUGUCGAUCGAGGGUUGUGGAGAGUUAAAGUUUAACUUAGAAACCUCAUGCAGAAGAACCUAUAAAUUUUUUUUUGCUGAAGCUGCUUUGACGGGAAAAUGUUGGAGGCUCCAAAGUUUGGGGGACUUAAUAUAGACUUAAAUGAGAACCAUGAUCAUUAUGGACUGUCACAAAACUUUUACCAUAAGCUUGGUGAGGGAUCAAACAUGUCAAUCGACAGUUAUGGGAGCUUGCAGAUGAGCAAUGGUGGAGGUUCAGUUGCAAUGUCGAUGGAUAACAGCAGUGUUGGAUCAAAUGAUUCGCACACUCGUAUUUUAAACCACCAGGGUCUCAAGCGUGUCCACAAUAACUAUUCUGUUGCAGCUAGUGUAAAUAAGGGGAAAACUUCUCAUGGGUUGAGUGACGAUGCCCUAGCUAAAGCUUUGAUGGAUCCUCGAUAUCCUACCAAUGGGCUUGAGAAUUAUGAUGAGUGGACAAUUGAUUUGAGGAAGCUCAACAUGGGGCCAGCUUUUGCUCAGGGGGCUUUUGGGAAACUCUACAAGGGAACUUACAAUGGUGAGGAUGUUGCUAUCAAGCUUCUAGAGAGGCCAGAGAAUGAUCUUGAGAGGGCUCAGUUGAUGGAGCAACAGUUUCAGCAGGAAGUGAUGAUGUUGGCAAAUUUGAAACAUCCAAAUAUUGUUCGGUUUAUCGGUGGAUGCCGUAAACCCAUGGUGUGGUGUAUUGUCACUGAAUAUGCUAAAGGAGGAUCAGUUCGUCAGUUUCUCAAUAAGCGACAAAAUCGAUCUGUGCCCUUGAAGUUAGCAGUGAAGCAGGCCUUGGAUGUGGCAAGGGGUAUGGAAUAUGUGCAUGGCCUGAAUCUGAUACAUCGUGACCUGAAAUCUGACAACCUACUAAUUGCUGCUGAUAAAUCAAUCAAGAUUGCAGACUUUGGGGUUGCUCGUAUUGAGGUGCAGACAGAAGGAAUGACACCAGAGACUGGAACAUACCGGUGGAUGGCUCCGUCCUAUGGUCCUAAAUUUUGCCUCUUGGUACCAGGGCACUGAUCUGGGUGGCAUCCGACAUGGCACCAGUUUAUCGAAAGCCGUGAUUUUGUCCCUUAAAGCAAUUAAAACAUGUGAAGCAUUGCGGGAAACUCCUUGCCGAGGGCCUGUGCACCCCCGGGAUUAGUCGGGGCUCAAAGAGACCCGGACACCCGGUGCUUAAUCAAAAAAAAAAAAAAUGUGAAGCAAGGGGUUAUCGCAUCAUUGGUGAAGCCAUGCGCUUCAGAGAAGUAUGUGAUUCAAGCAAUGAUGUGGUAAGUAAUCCAAUAAGAAGCCAUCAGUUCAUUGAAUCUCAACUUUGAGUUAGAUUAAUAUUGACAUGAUUGUUCAUAGGAUGCUCAAAUUAGUUAUUUUAGUUGCACUUUGAUUACUAAAUUAUAUAUAUAUGGUAUUUUUUUUAAAAAAAUAAAAAAUCGUGAAUUAACUUCAAAGAAGUGUGUGUUUCAUUUGUCGUUUUCCCUUCAAGGCACCUGCGCCAUAUCACUUUUUGCAGUUUUUGCUUUUAAACACACACAUGGCACACUGUAAAGAAUUCCACCUUAUUAUAUGCUUUAUACUUGCGUACUAUAUCCAUCUUUACUCUGCCCUUACGCCCCAAGCAGACAUCCAAUUAUGAUGAUUCAUUGAGAAAUAUAUUUGUUGCUUGCUCCAUAACUUUAGGAAACCAUCAAUGUCAUUCACUCAUAUUUUUGUUUCUUCUUGCAAUAUGCGUUCAUUAUUCCUGUUGCAAAA
Messenger RNA from Lycium barbarum (goji berry), 1966 nucleotides. RefSeq names its product serine/threonine-protein kinase STY13-like. The transcript has 4 exons. The record is from RefSeq and is a predicted model, not a curated record. Gene Ontology annotation, biological process: protein phosphorylation. Gene Ontology annotation, molecular function: protein kinase activity; ATP binding. The coding region runs from base 293 to 1237 and encodes 314 amino acids. Lineage: Eukaryota; Viridiplantae; Streptophyta; Magnoliopsida; Solanales; Solanaceae.